Messenger RNA from Rotaria sp. Silwood1, 1518 nucleotides. The record is from the annotation of a GenBank genome assembly. NCBI's taxonomy places the organism in Eukaryota, Metazoa, Rotifera, Eurotatoria, Philodinida, Philodinidae.
AUGGAUCGAUUUAUUCGUUUUGAAUAUAGUGAUAAAGAUUUCAAACUCAUUGACGAUUAUAAAAAUCGGCAAGUUGUGUCAUUAGAUUUAACUCUUAAACCUGUUUUGUCUUCUGUCAAUAACUUGGAAUAUUAUAUUAAAAAAGCGAAACAAAACUGUCAUUAUCCUUCGAAACAUAAUCUUAGUAACGAUGAAUCAGCCGCUGUAUAUCUCUAUACAGAUGAUUGGGGAGAUCAAAGUUUACAUAAUGUCUUGAAUCAAACAUUACAAACUAAAGAUAAAAAAAAGUUGAAACCUUGGUUUGAUUUCCUUCAAUUAUUUAAUACAGCACUAGAAAAAUUACCCAAUGUCAAGCAAACAAUAUGGCGAGGUUUACCCAUUGAUACUGUAGAGAAACUAGAAGAAAAUGAUGAAUUGGUAUUGUGUUGUGUAACUUCAUCUUCAUUGUCAAUUGAUAUAAUGAAGUCCUUUCUCACAAAUAAUCCAAUUCUUUGCUCAAUCGAACCAUUAAAUGGGAAAGAUAUUCAUGAUUAUACAUCUACAACCAGUGAUCAAGAGGUUUUACUGCUUCCGGGCACAUGUUUGCGCGUGAAAAGCAAAGAACAAAACAAUAAAAGAGAUAAAGUUAUAAUAUGUUUCGAAGAAAUCAGUCAAGUUGAUGAAGACAAGUCAAUUGGUAAUGAUGUCGAAAUGGUCGACAACAGCCAACUUACUAACAAGCAAGACACAGAUAUUGAUCAUCAACAAACAAAACCUACGGCAUUAACAAAUGAAAUGAAUUAUGAAUCAUCAUCAAAAAAAAAGAAAUCAAACGAGAAUGAAACUAAAGCAGUUAUUACUUUUGUCAAUGGCCAUCGAUAUAAAUUAAAAUAUCGAAAUGGUAUGAAACAAGAUUAUGGAAAAUACUACAAUGUUGAUGGAAAAAAAUUCGAAGGUGAAGAUGCUGAGGAUAAAGCAACUGGAGAAGGAAUUUGCACUUAUCCAAAUGGCAGUCGUUAUAUAGGAACAUUCAAACGUGGUAAUAGAAAUGGCCAUGGUAUUCUUUACAAUACAGACGGAACAGUACAAGCAGGUAUCUGGGCUAAUGAUGAACCAAAUAAUCUAGAUUUAAAAACAAUCUCAAACAGUCAUCUUUAUAAGUGGAAAAAUGGAAAUGGCGAAGAACGUCAUUAUUAUGUUUAUGACGAUAAUAAUGGGAAUAAAUAUAUUGGUAAUAUAGUUGAUGGCAAGGCACAAGGAUUAGGUAUACGAAUUUGGUCAGACAACAGUCGAUAUGAAGGUAAUUUCAAAGAUAAUAAAAAACAUGGAUAUGGUAUUUAUUAUUAUACUGAUCGAGAUAUUUAUAAGGGUCAAUGGGCUAAUGACGAGAUAAAUGGAGAAGGAAAACUAACUUGGAGUAGUGGUACUCACUAUCAAGGAAAAUUUGUCGAUGGAAAGCGACACGGUGAAGGAACAUUAAUAUUUGCUGAUGGACAAAAACAAGUAGGCAAAUGGGAAAAAGAUAAAUUUGGUACUUAA